Messenger RNA from Symbiodinium pilosum, 357 nucleotides. The record is from the annotation of a GenBank genome assembly. Lineage: Eukaryota; Dinophyceae; Suessiales; Symbiodiniaceae.
AUGGCCACCGAGAACAACACCAGCUCCACCACGGUCAUCAUUUCAGGCAAGAACGUCUUCCACGAAGGAAGCCUCAACGCCAAGCUGAAGGUGUUGAAUGCAGAGACCUGUGUAGUCAUCACCGACUACGAAGACGUCCGCGGAUAUCUGAGUGCGGAUGGUGAGACAAUCGACUGGGAAGAUGGGGACUGCUGGCGGAGGGUCGCCAGUAGCCAGGAUGCUAUGGGAGGCUACGGUGGACAUCAGUCGGCUGGGAGUUGCAAGAUGCAAGAGCGACCGAAGGACCAAAGGUAUCAGGAGGCCAGCAACGUUUCCGCAGUCGAUGCCCUGCUCCAGCGCGAUGUCCAAGUUCCUUGA